UUUAAACAGGCCGAAAACCCUAAACCUCACAUCCCCGCUUCUCAUUCCCCCCCUCCCCACGUCGCCGGCCCUGAGCUUCACUUUUUGGCGCCGACUCCUCACCUUUUCGGACAGCCCCUGCCUCUCUUGUUCUUCUUCUUAGGAGAAAGAAUGAAGGUUAAGAAGAAGAGCUCUGUUGCGGCAGACUCGGUGAAAGAACAACAGAAGAAGCAAAAGGGGAAGGGGAAGAUGAAGAUGAAGAUUCCUGAAGCGAAACAAGAAAAACAGCAACCGGAGGAAGUAGACUCUGAUUCUGUUUACGAUUCCGGAGCUGAAGAUGAGAGGAGUCUGUCAAAUCAUGAGGAUAUGUCUGGUGGUGAAGGAUCUGACUUAGAGGAUUAUCCAUCAAUCAGAGACACAGACUCGGAAGAUGAAGAGAGUGGUUUUUCUGAAGAUGAGGGUGAGCUCAACACCAGCAGAAAUGAUGGUUUGGCAAUUGAUCAUGGUAAUGAGGAGGAAAGUGAUAGUUCUGGACUUCAUGAAGUAGUCGAGGAAAGUGAUUCAUCUGAAGAUGAGGUUGCUCCUCGAAAUACAAUCGGUGCUGUUCCCUUGGAGUGGUAUCGGGAUGAGAAACAUAUUGGUUAUGAUCUUACAGGGAAGAAGAUUAAAAAGAAGGAAAGAGAAGAUAAAUUACAAUCCUUUCUCGCUAGCGCUGAUGAUUCCAAAAAUUGGCGCAAAUUUUUGGAUGAAUACAAUGAUGAGGAAGUAGAAGUGACAAAAGAAGAUAUGAAAACUAUAAAUAGAUUGCUUGAAGGAAAGGCGCCACACGGUGACUUUGAUCCAUAUGCGCCUUAUGUUGAUUGGUUUAAAUGGGAUGACUCAAAGCAUCCACUGUCAAAUGCCCCUGAACCCAAGAGACGAUUCAUUCCUUCAAAAUCUGAAAGUAAACUGGUGAAGAGGUUAGUAUUAGCAAUUCGGAAGGGUUUAAUUAAGCCUAGAAAGGAUGAAGAAGAAGAAGAAGAAGAAAGUGUUUAUCCCUUGUGGGGAGACGACUCUAAUUCAACGGAAAAGGAUGGUAGCCAUUUAUCUUACAUUCCAGCGCCAAAGCCAAAAUUGCCAGGGUAUGAGGAGUCUUUCAAUCCUCCUCCAGAAUUCAUCCCAACACAAGAAGAGAUUGAUGCUUAUCAGUUAAUGUAUGAGGAAGACCGCCCUAAGUUUAUACCGAAAAGGUUUACAUCUAUGAGAAGCAUCCCUGCAUAUGAGAAUGCUAUUAAGGAGUGCUUCGAAAGAUGUUUGGAUCUAUACUUGUGCCCCAGAGUUCGGAAGAAACGUAUCAAUAUUGAUCCUGAAUCUCUGAAGCCCAAGCUACCAAGCCGAAAGGAUCUCAAGCCUUAUCCUGUGAAAUGUUAUCUAGAGUAUAGAGGUCACAAAGACACAGUUACAUCAGUUUCCACAGAAGUUUCAGGGCAGUGGAUUGCAUCAGGUUCAUUGGAUGGAACUGUGCGUAUUUGGGAGGUUGAAACUGGUAGAUGUCUCAAACUCUGGGAGAUUGGAGAAGCUGUCACAUAUGUAGCUUGGAAUCCCAAUCCUGAGUAUUCCGUAUUGGCUGUCUCUGUGGGACAAGAUGUACUUAUUCUCAACACUGGUUUUGGGAAUGAAGAAGUACAGAAAAAAACUAAAGAACUUCUUUCAGCUGAAACACCUACCACACCAGAUGACACGGCUACCUUCGUGAGCUGGAUUCAAGAUGAAACACAUGAGGGCACCAGGUUAAGACAUUUUAAGACUGUGUCUUCAGUGGAAUGGCAUCGUAGAGGAGACUACUUUUCAACGGUGGUGCCAGCAGAUAUCCUUUUUAGUGUCAAAAUAUCUUAUACGCUCUCUCUCACACUCUCACUCACUCUCACUGUCACAUAUCACUCACUCACUCACUUUUUUUGCACGAUCCAAUUAGUCAUCUCCUUGCAUUUUCUUGACUUAGCUUUACGCCAAUCAAAAUCAAUUUUUAUGCAUAGGCUCUCUCAGAAGUCUACCCAGACAUUUUCAAUCAAGUUGGGUGGGCUUGCAGUUACUUCAGUUUUCCAUCCUGUUCGCUCCCACAUCUUCAUUUCUACGAAGAAAACUAUUCGCCAAUAUGAUUUGGUGAAGGGAAAGCAAAUCAGAAAGCUUGAUACAGGACUAAAAGAAAUCUCCUCCAUUGCAGUUCAUCCUUCUGGUGAUCAUGUAAUUGUGGGGAGCAGAGAAGGAAAAUUUUGUUGGUUUGAUAUGGACCUUUCAACCAAAAAACCUUACCUUAUUCGCCAGUGGCAUAAGAAGGACAUCAACAAUGUGUCUAUCCAUCGUUUAUAUCCGUUGUUUGCAACAUGCUCUGAUGAUUGCACCGUACAAGUUUCUCAUGGCAUGGUUUAUUCAGAUCUUAACCAGAACCCUCUUAUAGUUCCACUGGAAAUACUCCGAGGUCAUGCAAGCUCAGAUGGGAGAGGUGUAAUGGAUUGCAAAUUCCACCCAAGGCAGCCCUGGUUGUUCACGGCCGGUGCUGACUCGGUGAUCAGACUUUACUGCGAUUGAGAAGAAAAGAGAUGAAACUGCAUUCGUACACAGUACUAAUUGAUCUAGCAUCAUCAGUUGGGUCACAAUUUUCUGUGCUCUGAAAUCUAAAUACAUUGUUCAUCUUUUAGAUGUCUGUAGUAUCAAUAAUUGUUCAAUCCCAAUUUUGACACCAUACAACUGGUCCUUAUUAAAUUUGUUUUCCUUUUCUA
This is a messenger RNA of Rosa rugosa (rugosa rose), 2738 nucleotides long. RefSeq names its product ribosome biogenesis protein BOP1 homolog. Gene Ontology annotation, cellular component: PeBoW complex; preribosome, large subunit precursor. The transcript has 17 exons. The record is from RefSeq and is a predicted model, not a curated record. Gene Ontology annotation, biological process: maturation of LSU-rRNA from tricistronic rRNA transcript (SSU-rRNA, 5.8S rRNA, LSU-rRNA); ribosome biogenesis. The coding region runs from base 151 to 2547 and encodes 798 amino acids. NCBI's taxonomy places the organism in Eukaryota, Viridiplantae, Streptophyta, Magnoliopsida, Rosales, Rosaceae. Gene Ontology annotation, molecular function: ribonucleoprotein complex binding; protein binding.